Molecule: messenger RNA, 354 nt
Organism: Geodia barretti
Lineage: Eukaryota; Metazoa; Porifera; Demospongiae; Tetractinellida; Geodiidae
Source: the annotation of a GenBank genome assembly
AUGUAUGCUGUAUUUGCCUCGGGUGGGAAACAGCAUCGUGUACAGGUGGAUACGCUAAUUGAUAUUGAAAAGUUAGACGCGCCUGUCGGUGAAAAAGUAACCCUAUCAGAAAUAUUGGUUAUAGGCGACGGUAACGGCAACGUGCAAGUCGGUACGCCAUACCUCGAAAAUACCGCUGUCGUCGGUGAAGUUGUACAACAAGCUAAGAACAAAAAAAUUGUCGUUUUCAAGUCGAAAAGGCGCAAAGGGUAUAAGCGAAAACUUGGACACCGGCAGCGAUUUACCCGAUUACGCAUUACUGAAAUACAAGACGGAAGUAACGCAUCUGAGGAGGGAAACGAAAAUGGCUCAUAA